Polyodon spathula (Mississippi paddlefish) is the source of this 4860-nucleotide messenger RNA. It is a transcript of the gene pdgfrb, whose product is annotated as platelet-derived growth factor receptor, beta polypeptide. Lineage: Eukaryota; Metazoa; Chordata; Actinopteri; Acipenseriformes; Polyodontidae. Gene Ontology annotation, molecular function: platelet-derived growth factor beta-receptor activity; ATP binding; platelet-derived growth factor binding. The record is from RefSeq and is a predicted model, not a curated record. Gene Ontology annotation, biological process: positive regulation of smooth muscle cell migration; multicellular organism development; protein phosphorylation. The transcript is spliced from 23 exons. Gene Ontology annotation, cellular component: signaling receptor complex. The coding region runs from base 334 to 3546 and encodes 1070 amino acids.
UUGGGCAUUCCUGUAUCAGUGUCUGCCCCUGUCCUUUCAGUUGAGUAAACAAACAAGGUAUCAGUCCUCUGUGAGGAGGCUUCAGGGGUUAAAACAGAUUAGGACAGCCAUCCCCACAGACUGAAGGAAUCUACCCAAGUACUAGAGAAGUUAAUUGGAAACUGUUACUCAGUCCAUACGACUGCUCAGAGGGAGUGUUAGGCUGGGAGUCAGAAACUACACUUGUAAAAUGCUUUAAAGGAUAACACAAAGAAAUUCAUCUGAAUUGGCCAAUACGUGCUGGACUUUAGUGGAAAGUGAAAAGUUUUUGUUUUGAAGAGCUAUACCUGAAAAAUGAAGAAGGAUUUGAAGAAAUCCACAUUCUCUACUGUCAUUCUUCUUACAGUGAUUCUACAGUUCUGCACAGGGGCCCGUAGACCAAUCAUUUCACCUGAGGAUUCUGAGCAUGUUCUGGAUCUUUCCUCUACCUUCACACUCACCUGCUCUGGAUUUGACAAGGUGGUAUGGAAAUACAGACAGGACACCAGUGUGACUGAAGAGCAGGAUGAGUUGUCUAGCAACCUCACUCUGCACAAUGUAUCGGGGAGACACACUGGGCUGUAUACCUGCCACCACAAGAGUGCAGAAGAACAAGAGAAAAGCACAUACAUUUUUGUGCCAGAUCCAGACAUGUGGUUCUUACCACUGGAGCACGGUGAAUCAGUGGUGAUGAAAACGAACGCCAAAGCUACCUUUCCAUGCUUUGUCACCAACCCCGCUUUUAAUGUUACCCUUCAUGAUAAGUCACAUGACCUGCCCGUUCCUGGAUCGUACAAGCCACAGGAAGGCUUUACAGCAAAAGUCGAAGACAAGACCUAUUACUGCAGGGCAACUUUCAAUGGAACCCAGAGAGAGUCAGAGCAGUUUUAUGUUUACAGCAUAAUAGUUCCAGAAACGAUUGAAGCCAUUAUCAAUGCCACACAGACGGUACUGAAGCAAGGAGAGCCUCUUAUGGUUAACUGUUCCAUUCAUGGCUCAGAGCUUGCUUAUUUCAGUUGGGAUUACCCACGCAAAGCUGCAGGCAAAACUAUUGAGCCAAUAACAGAUGUGACAGCUGGCCUGGAGUGGAGCCUGCGCUCCAUCCUCAACAUUUCCAACGCCACUCUGGAAGAUUCAGGCCUGUAUUACUGCAACGUCACAGAGAAUGUCGGGGAACAGGAGGCUUAUGAUCAUAUCAAUAUCACAGUUCUUGAGCAGGGGUUUGUCAGGCUAAUCUCAGACCUCAACAGGAAUCUGUCUGCCAAACUCCAUGAGAGCUUCGAUGUCAGUGUGGUGAUAGAGGCAUACCCCAAGCCUUCAGUGCACUGGCUGAAGGACAAUAGCAUAGUAAUGGAGAGCAGCGAUGAAGUUUCCAUAGAAACCACAGAGGAAGAAGAGACCAGGUACCUCAGCACGUUGACACUGGUUCGAAUUAAAACAGAACAGAGCGGGUUUUAUACAAUCAGAGUCUCUAAUGAUGAUGAGAUCCAGGAGUUGACCUUCGCUCUUAAUGUCAAUGUGCCCCCCAGGAUUGUGGAGCUUUCAGACCACCACCCCUCUGAUAAGGGCCAGGCUGUGGUCUGUGUGGCCGAGGGGGCUCCUUCCCCUGAAAUAAAGUGGUUCAGCUGCAGUCAGAUGAAAAAAUGUAGCAACGGAACUGUUCUCUGGAACCCUCUAGCCACAGACCCAGAUAAUAUCAGCAUUCAGACCAAUGUGAGCUUCAAUGAGAGUCGGAAAGUUUACCUGGCAAGGAGCGCUAUCGUCUUUCAGAAUGUGCCGACGAUGCUUUCCAUCCGCUGUGAGGCCAGGAAUGAACUUGGGAGAAAAACACAAGACGUCAAACUGGUUUCACACUUGCUAAACUCCCAGGUGGCAAUAACAGCCACCAUAUUAGCCUUGCUAGUUAUUGCUGUAAUUGCAUUUGUUGUGCUUAUCAUACUGUGGAGAAAGAAACCUCGCUAUGAGAUCCGUUGGAAGGUGAUCGAGUCAGUCAGCUCCGACGGUCAUGAGUACAUUUACGUGGACCCCAUGCAUCUGCCCUAUGACUCCAGCUGGGAAUUCCCAAGAGACUGCUUGGUGUUGGGUCGGACAUUGGGUUCAGGAGCCUUUGGACGGGUUGUGGAAGCAUCCGCCCAUGGCCUCAGUCAUUCCCAGUCAACCACUAAAGUGGCUGUGAAAAUGCUCAAAUCCACAGCUAAGAGGAGCGAGACUCAGGCUCUGAUGUCGGAGUUGAAGAUCAUGAGCCAUUUGGGACCUCAUCUUAACAUCGUUAACCUGCUGGGAGCCUGCACCAAACGAGGUCCUAUCUUUCUUAUAACGGAGUAUUGUCGCCAUGGAGACCUAGUAGACUACCUCCACAGAAACAAGCACACCUUUCUGCAGUACUACGCUGAUAAAACCAAGAGAGACAGCGAUAUGUAUGGAAACAACACCUCUGAAGGCCUGGGGAAAAGUUAUGUGACCCUAUUCAGUGAGAGUGACGGUGGAUACAUGGACAUGAGCAAAGAUGACACUACUGAAUAUGUUCCCAUGCUGGAACUGUCAGACAAUAUCAAGUAUGCAGAUAUUGAGCCAUCCGUGUAUGAAACACCAUACCAACAGGGCAGCUACCAAGGGCAAGCUCCAGAGAGAGUUGACCAUGCCCUGGUGGUUAACGAGUCUCCAAUUCUGAGCUACACAGACCUGGUGGGAUUCAGUUACCAGGUAGCUAAAGGAAUGGAGUUCCUGGCAUCUAAAAAUUGUGUACAUCGUGACCUAGCUGCGAGAAACGUCUUGAUUUGUGAAGGAAAGCUGGUGAAGAUCUGUGACUUCGGGCUUGCACGAGACAUCAUGCACGACUCCAACUACAUAUCCAAAGGCAGCACAUUCCUGCCCCUGAAAUGGAUGGCGCCAGAGAGUAUUUUCCACAACCUGUACACGACACUGAGUGACUCCUGGUCUUAUGGCAUUCUGCUGUGGGAGAUCUUCACUAUGGGAGGGACUCCCUACCCAAACCUUCCCAUGAAUGAACUGUUCUACAACGCUCUCAAGACAGGGUACAGGAUGUCAAAGCCUACCCAUGCCACUGACGAAAUUUAUGAGAUUAUGCAGAAAUGCUGGAAUGAAAAGUAUGAGAAAAGGCCAGAGUUUAGUGACCUGGUUCAUGCAGUUGGAAACUUGCUUGCUGACAGCUACACAAAGAGAUAUAACCAGGUGAAUGAGGAAUUCUUUAAAAGUGACCACCCUGCAGUUGUACGCACAAAGCCAAGGAUGUCAGGGAAUACGAUUGCAGAGGUGAGGCGGGAUACUGACAACGAACCAAGCCCUGCUAAUGAAUACAUCAUCCCCAUACCAGACCCCAAACCAGAGGAAGAGGAAGAGGUCAACGAUAUGAAGACUGAGAAAAAAACAAGCUUGCAAGCAACUGAAGAACAAGAUUCAGGUACUGAUUCCAUAGAGAUGCCACAUGCAGAGCCAGAGGAAUCAGGAACAGGUUCAGGCCCAGAGCUAGAUACAUCUGAGCCGGAAGUGGAGGACAGCUUUCUGUAACCUGGUUGUGGUUCUUCAGGGACACUCGAGUAAACCUGACCAAAGAAACCUUAACAAGGCUAUGACAGGUUCACAGCCAGUGUGAUUUAAAGUGGGAGUACGGAGCCAGUAUCAACUUGAGGCUGAAGCUGACAACCUGGUUUCAAAACUCUUACCUCAUGUUUUUAUUCUUUAGCAAGCAGGGUCACCACAAGAAGGGACACAUCUGCUGUACUUCAUUUAGUAGCAUCAUCAAAUAUAUCAUAGUAUAUACAGUAAUUACUAUAUAAACACUACAAUCUACAUGGUGGCAAUGUUUUGUGGAGAAAUAGUCUACUGCUACUGUAGAAUCUGGUGGUGCUACUGGUGAUUUUUAUUGACUGCCUUAUUAAUCACUAAACACAACAAAAAUACUGUACAAAAUAAACUCCACUCAUCCGGUUCAGAGUAGCUGAUUGAUCUCAGACCUUUGUCAAGUGAUUCUGCCUCAACAACAUGACAAGGUAGCCCAUUCCAUACCAUGUCCACUCUGUGGAAAGAUCAGAUUGGACAGUUAGAUGUACUUACAAUGACAUGUUUCCCACAAAUAAACAACCUCAGAAAUAGAUUACACAAUGCACAUAUACUGCACGUAAGGAUGAAUGUGUCUGUACAUUCAUUCAGCAGUAUUCCGUAUUGUGUUAAGUUUUGAACAUUGUGGAAAUUAGUGAUGCUGGCUUGUCAUUGCAAUAUGUAUUAAAAAGGAUUCCCACUAAUUAAAGUAAGACUGAUGCUCAUAGCACUCAACAUCACUGACCCAGCUAGCUGAGAGUUUUGUUUCCAGGUUUUUUUUUUUUGUUAUUUUUUUCUCAAAGCAUUUCAAACACAAACAAGCUUCACUUUAAAUCACACCAAAGUAUUUUUCUUAAUAACAAAUAUGAAUCUUGUGCAAUAAAUUCAAAACAUUCCUUUUGAUUGUAUAGUUAAAUGGUACGUUUAUGGUUCAACAGUAUGUUUUAUAAAAUAUAUAUGGUUUAUGGUACCUGAAAUAUGUAAGUUAUACUUGAGGGUACGAAAUGAACAAAAAUUUCAGCAGGGAUAUCAUCUCUGCUAAAUAAAUCUAGUAUGCCACUUAAGCCAUAUAGAAUUGAAGGAUAUUGGAUUUAGACUUCAUCCCCCACAUUGGGAAACAAAAUGGUUUGUGAGUUGUGAUGUACAGUUAUGGCCACAAGUUUUGCAUCAUCCUAUAGAAAUAACCAAUUUAGAUUCAUAAAGUGGAAUUAAACUUGCUGAAUAAUGUUACGUUUACAUAUUGAAUUACAUACCGCUUUGUAGUUUUCCAUAUACAUAAAAAAA